Messenger RNA from Colletotrichum acutatum, 1554 nucleotides. Its product is annotated as splicing factor 3a. Bases 1 to 1554 code for a protein of 517 amino acids. Gene Ontology annotation, biological process: mRNA splicing, via spliceosome. Lineage: Eukaryota; Fungi; Ascomycota; Sordariomycetes; Glomerellales; Glomerellaceae. The transcript has a single exon. The record is from RefSeq and is a predicted model, not a curated record. Gene Ontology annotation, molecular function: RNA binding; zinc ion binding. Gene Ontology annotation, cellular component: spliceosomal complex; nucleus.
AUGGGCGUAAUCGAAGAGCAGCGCUACCUCCACGAGGACCUCGAGCGCCUCGAGCAGGGCAUCGCAGACCGCAUUAGCGAAGAACCAAAACACAUCCGCGACCGCCUGAACCGCGACCACGAGAUCGGUCAGCUGCUCGACCAGAUCCAAUCCCAGUCCGUCAAGCUCCUCGACAUCUACCGCGACGCCGACGGCUCGCGCAGCCGCGAGAUCCAGACCAUCGGCACCGGGGACCCCUUUGAGGAGUUCUACAGCCAGCUCAAGACGGCGCGCGAGCAUCACGCCAAAUACCCAAACGAACAGGCUGAGAACUCGGAGGUGCGGUACCGCGUCAAGAAGCCCGAUGACGGCGACGUCAUGCCCUACAUUGUCGACCGCCUCUUCACCGGCGAGGAAGGCUUCGGCCGCUUCUUUGACCUGCACACCUCCCACGAGGCCUACCUCAACCUCCCCAACGUAAAGCGCCUGUCGUACCUGCAGUACCUCGAGGUUUUUGACAACUUCGCGCCCGGGUACGGCGGCCUGAAGCGCGGCGACAAGCUGACGGAUCAGUACUUCAAAUACGUCGGCGAGCUGGCGUCGUACCUGGAGUCUUUUAUGCGGCGCACGCGGCCGCUCGAGAACCUCGACAAGGUGUUUCUGGGAUUCGACGGCGACUUUGAGGCGGCGUGGGAAAAGGACGAGGUUUCGGGUUGGCAAAAGGAGACGAGCGGCGGCGGCGCGAAUGGUACCGCACGGGAGACCAGCUCAGCAGACGCCAUCUGGUGCGACGACUGCGAAAAGGAGUUCAAGAACGAAAACGUCUACAAAUCACACAUGACGGGCAGGAAGCACAUCAAGGCCGCCGAGGCAAGGAAAGCGCGCCGCGAGGAAGAAGGCGAGGAAGAAACCCUCGGCAGCACAAACAAGGUAUCAGCAACGAGGCUGAAGGAACGGGCCAUCGCGGAGCGCGAGUACCGCGUCAAACGCCUCGCGGCAGCAAUGAGCACGGAGCGCGGCGACACGCGCGUAAACGUCGAGCGCAGACAGGGCAUGACGGAGCGCGAGCGCCAGCAGGAGCUGGAAAACAUAAUGAACCUGUCGUACUCUGCGCCCGGCAGCGGUGUGGCGCACCACAACGGCGGCGGCGGGGACGGCGAAGACGACGACGAGGACGGCGAGGACGGCGAGGAGAAGAUUUACAACCCGCUCAAGCUGCCGCUCGCGUGGGACGGCAAGCCGAUCCCCUUUUGGCUGUAUCGUCUGCACGGUCUGGGCGUCGAGUUUCCCUGCGAGAUUUGCGGUAAUUUUGUCUACAUGGGCCGGCGGGCGUUUGACAAGCACUUCAACGAGGCGCGGCACGUUCACGGGUUGCGGUGUCUCGGUAUCACGAACACCAGUCUGUUCCGCGAUAUCACGAGCAUCGAGGAGGCGGUGAAUCUGUGGGACAAGAUCCAGCGGGAGGCCAAGAAGACUAAGGUUGACGAGGGGAGCGUGGUGCAGAUGGAGGACGCUGAAGGAAAUGUCAUGCCUGAGAAGGUGUACUACGAUUUGCAGAAGCAGGGUCUUUUGUAA